Molecule: messenger RNA, 1839 nt
Organism: Giardia duodenalis
Lineage: Eukaryota; Fornicata; Diplomonadida; Hexamitidae
Exons: 1
Coding region: 1-1839 (612 amino acids)
Source: RefSeq, a predicted model, not a curated record
AUGAGCACUAACCUUUCAUAUGCAUCCAUACUAGAGUCUUUAUCGACAUCCUACAAGCACGAAUGUGGUCGGCGGCCAAGAAGUGCCAAAAAUGCAACCGUUUCGUUUCAGGAACACGAGCAACUUGAUUUGAUAGAUCCCGCCCCACAGGCCGAGCCAGACGUGGAGCUGAGCAAAUCGCAAAGACAUGACGAGCAUAGUAGUGGAUUACCUGAUUCUGACGCGUAUUUAGCUCAAGUUGUGGAGCCUAAACGGAAUCAAAAUAGCGCUUCGUUUCCACCAGUCCCACUGUCUGCCGCACUAUCUACCACCCAGCAUAACAUUAGCUAUGCAAGCCAGCAGCAUCCGUCACAGUCUUUUAUUACAACAACUUCUCUCGGGCAUUCUACUGGAGCCCCGCCAGGCACAGGGACUCAUUCUUUUUCUAAUGGAACACAACAUGCAUCAACUGGUGCACUACCAUCAAGCCAAAAUGGCAUCUUUAUCAUGGGCUUGGAUGACGCUAUGCACACAUUUAGAAGAAUGGUUUUAGAUGCCUAUGCUCAAGGUGUUAGCGAAUCUGUUGAGCACGAGGUAGCCCUUCUCUCUAAGGAUAACUCCAUAUUGCGAGAGAAAUUGGCAUAUGCCGAACAAGAACUGGCAAAGCUUCAACAGGAGCACAAGGCCUUGAAGGCUCUCGAAGUCCAUAAAACAGAGUGUUGUGAGAGAAUGUCAGACUUCAUUAGCCAUCUUAAGCAAGAGAAAAGGGAUGCACUCAUGCUCCACAGACUACUCCUCCGGUGGAAACGUAACGCACGACUUGAAGCCAGUCACAAUCACGUAAUCAGCACGAUGGAUGACCUCCGUAGAGGAAGGAUGAUUCGUAACGCACUCACACACUGGAGGCUUAUAUGCUAUAAGAAGCGUUAUAUGCGUGUCUUUGAGGAUGCGCACGACGCUGUAGCCAAAGUCAGGGAGGAAAGGGAGCUUUACUUUAAGGAGGAGCGUGAGCGGUACAAGCAGGAAAUAGAGCUGUUACAGGCAGAGCGUAAUGAGUACCUUGUCAAGGAGAAGGGCUUAAAGGACCAAAUGAAGCAAGCCUUUUUGCGAGGGAUCAACGCUUUAACAGAUGAGGCAACAACGGCGCUUGAUCACGAUGGCACGUUGCGGGGGGCAUUGCAGGGAAUUGUCGGGGCCGUAGACAAUGUGAUUGGUAGUAAUGUGACGGGUGACACGAGGAAGCAGACCAUCCUCUCCGAACAGAUUGCUGUAGCAAAGACAGAUUGUGACUAUCAGGACUUCCUAGCUGGAGCUGAGCAUGAGCCCACCUCUGGUGGGACACUUGGUGGCCCAGUCAAUCAUGAAGCAUUUCUUUACACAAAGGGAGGGAUAGCCCAGGUGCCUGGGUGCGGUAAUCCAGCAGGUUCUGCAGAUACCUUCAAUGGUUUCUUAGACGAUGAACCUACAGCGCAGGGGAUAUCCUGCAACUACUACGUGGAUGACUCACCGAUGAAUAUCAACAUCGUGCAGCACGGAGUUAACCCAGGGCAGUUGCGGGCACAGCCCAUUCGCCGUCAGGAAGCAGCCGGCGUCACUGAUCCUAGUACGAUACGGCCUCCGUAUAUGAAGCAUGUCAAAACGUCCCGUGGACCUAUCCCCGUUUCAGCGGCCUCUUUAUCUGGAACGGCAGGUAGUGGUCCUUCUGGAGAAGCUCCCAGCAAGUUCCAAAUGAGUGACUGUCUCUCCAAGCGCCUUCGCUCCAUAAAUUCCAUGACUGAACGCAGAGACAACAUCUCAACAGCGAUGUACCACGAGAAUCUCUCAUCUGUGAAGAAUAGAAUAAGCGUGAGUCGAAACUGA